AUGGAUCUCGCGAUUGACUCAGGCAGUUCUCAUGGCAGCUACGUGUCUCAUCUUAUGUCUCGGCUGGCUCUACAACGCGAGCGGAUGCGCGUAGACUGCAUCGAUAUACUUUCGGCUUUGAUGCAGCACUGCCCAGAGGAACUCAGCUUCGAAGCCAUUGAAGCUCUGCAGCAUGCCCGCAUCUUUCUUCACUACCCGAUUCGUCCUUCUGUGAUGUACGAGUUGCUGGAUCUGACAAACACGCAGUACUUCAAGCGGACUCUCGAGCUGCUGCUCUCUGAACACGCACAAACUGCUGAAAGGGUUUUGCAAAUCGCUCCGGUCCUCUGGUAUAAUGCCCUCAAGCACGAAGACUCUGCGCCUGUCCGAGUGAUGGCCGUAGCCACGAGCCGCCGCUUUUACAUCGUCGAGAGGCCCACAGGAAUAAGAGAGCCUUUAUUUCCUGAACGAGAAUACGUUUAUAAUAAAGGAGAAGGAAUUCGCCUCAUAGAAAUCAGAGAGUACAGACACCUGACAAGAAUUGUAAAGGGAUAUCCAGCAGACAACUGGCUCGCAGCAGGUUGGCUCCAUAAGGAGAACGAAGGGCCCAACGGGGAGACCUUCGAUUGUCUCCUCAUGGAAGUGCUGAGCCAAACGACAGACUUCAUUGUCUGUCUCCGCGCGCUCUCAGGUAGGGAGACGGAGGAGGAGCGAGUAGAUGUGCUGAGGGACGUUGUCUCUGCCGAGUGUCUCCUGCAGCAUAUAAAGCUGCAAAUAAUACAAGACAGUUUCUUAGCAAUAAGGCGAACAUCCCAUUGGGACUUGCAUGAGUUCUUCAUCGACUGGAAGUACUGGUUUGCUUUCGACCCCACCAGCGCAGAAGAGCAGUGGGGGGUGCAGCUACAAUGUCUGCAAGGAGAGACAGAUGAAUUGAACUGGCGGCUGCCUCAAGGAGGUCUAACAAAUUUUUUAGGUUGGGUAGAAGAAGAAGAAGAAGAAGAAGAAAAAGAAAAAGAAACACAAGAAAAUGCAGAUAAAGAUAAUAUCAAAGACUUUGUCAAAGAUAAAGAAGAAUACACCUUAAAAGGGAUUCGAUUAGAUGCUAUCAAUCAACUUGGUUGUCAAAUCUCUUCGGUCGUCAGCGCGGCCGAACGCAGCGCCGAUUAUCUGCAGCUAAAGAAAAUUUGUUUAAACCAAAUGAAAAACAUAAACUUCAAGAUAUAA
Eimeria acervulina is the source of this 1203-nucleotide messenger RNA. Its product is annotated as Testis specific leucine rich repeat protein, related. The coding region runs from base 1 to 1203 and encodes 400 amino acids. The record is from RefSeq and is a predicted model, not a curated record. Lineage: Eukaryota; Apicomplexa; Conoidasida; Eucoccidiorida; Eimeriidae. The transcript is spliced from 13 exons.